UUUAAUAGAAGUACACGGAGCAGAAGCCGGAGAGACGUUUCGUUUGUUUUUUCAACAAAAACAUUCGACACAAAGGACUUGAAGAAGGAAAAAAAAGAAAGAAUAGAGCCAGGAAGCCAGCCUAGCAGGAAUCACCAUAUAGCACCGGCUGCCUAUAUUAAACAAUAUCAAAGGGGAUUAAAAAAUUGUUUUCUUUUUGCAAGCUGAAGAGAAAGCGGGAUGGGAUGUACCUGGCCUCUACCUGUGUCUUGACAGAGCUUUGAAACAAACAAGGGGCGCUAAACUGGUCUAUGUUGGACACGUUUGAACGAGGAAAACGAUUUACGCCGGGGUAAUGUUACUAUGCCAUGGGGGAGUAAGCGGCGUGAAAACAAGAACGAAUUCUGCGAAUCCGUGAGAAGGAGCUACCUUGAAACUUGACGUCUGGAGAGCAAGUGAUUCUUCCCUUCCUAAUUGUAUUUGUAAGCCCCGCUUAGAUCUAGUAAACCAAAGGUUCAUUUAAUCCACAAUUAAACACAAUGAGACAAUGCGCUGUUUGGAAAUUAACCACUGAAUAUUUGAGAUAUGUGCAAGUAACUGGGAUUGAAAGCGAUCUGAGAAUGGUUUACAUCUAUACAAAUAAGAUCUUUCUAAUGGGUUAACUUUUUUUUUUUGUUUAUUUGGUUGGUAGCAAUAAUUUAAAAGAAGAAAACUGUUAAAAAUUUUAGACACAAUUGCGGAAAGGAAAUGCAGUAAGUAGUCAAGCAAUGAAAGCAGACUUCACUUAAAUCCUGUUUGCUUUACCAUAAAGGUCAUCUUUUAGCAUUAAGUAUGAGAAUUGGACACUGAUUUGAAUAUCCUUUUGCAGCAUACCAAUACAGCACUUUAAAAUAGUUCCAUGUAGCUAGCAGUUAGAAAAUGAAUUGGGAAGAACCAAAGGCAGAUCUAGGGAACGGCAAUGCCAUAGGAAAGAAAGAUGCAGCGCUGACUGGAGGAUUGGAAAGCUCAGAAAGCCAGCUGGGGAUGGAUGGUAAUCUAGUGACAUUUCAAGUUGGUGGUGAUGACAGUGGCGGUGUUGAACUGGGAGUCCUGGCCGAGCCAGGUUUAGUGAUGGAACAGAUCCAUGAAGAGGAGGCAACAAAAGACACUAAUGGAAAUAGCAAAUCCCUAGUGGGCCAUCGGUCUGACACAAAUUCAGACAUGCUCCUUCAUAAUGUACUCUUAGGAAAUCAUUCAGAAGAUCACACCUUCCAUCAGAAUGAUACUGGUUCAGUAUAUGGAUCAACUAGUGACUCGCCGUCCCUGGCAGAAGGAGAUAAGGAUUUAACUUUACAGGAAGCGGAUUCCUCCUCAGCCGGUUCCCCAAAAACAGAGGGUACUAAAGUACAGGGACAACCUGCUGACACCCUAUCACCGUGUGCACAGGAUCAGCUUGUGGAUUGCCCUGCUGAGCUGGGAAGCUCUGAGCGACUUGGCCUUUCCCCGUCUCAACCUUCUGAGGACAAUGAGAAGCUAAAACACAGUGCAAAGAGAGUAACUUUCCCUUCAGAUGAGCAAAUCGUGUCAGGCGCAGUUGAACCCAAGGACCCCUGGAGACAUGCUCAAAAUGUGACUGUGGAUGAGAUUGUCACCGCUUACAAAAAUGCCUGUCAGAAACUAAAUUGCAAGCCUAUUCCAAAGCUACUGAAACAAAUCCAGCCACACUGGACAUCACCACUCCUCACUAAGGAGUUUAAAGAUCUGACGCAGCGGGUGGACUGUCUUGAUCUUAAAGGAGAAAAACUUGACUACAAAGCAUGUGAAGCACUUGAGGAGAUUUUCAAACGGGUACAAUUCAAAGUGGUCGAUUUGGAGCAGACCAGUUUAGAUGAAGAUGGAGCAUCUGCCUUGUUUGAUAUGAUUGAAUAUUAUGAAUCAGCAACACACUUAAACAUUUCUUUCAACAAACACAUUGGGACUCGAGGCUGGCAAGCUGCUGCUCAUAUGAUGAGAAAGACGAAUUGCCUUCAGUAUCUGGAUGCCAGAAACACACCACUUUUGGAUCAUUCUGCUCCAUUUGUUGCCAGAGCUUUACGUAUCAGCAGUAGUCUGGGGGUCCUGCAUUUGGAGAAUGCCUCUUUGUCAGGGCGCCCUCUAAUGUUAUUAGCAACUGCACUGAAGAUGAACGUUAACCUAAGGGAGUUGUACCUUGCUGACAAUAAGCUAAAUGGAUUGCAAGAUUCAGCUCAACUCGGCAAUCUGCUGAAAUUUAACUGUUACAUCCAGAUCCUUGACCUUCGAAAUAACCACAUUCUUGACUCAGGACUGGCAUACCUGUGUGAGGGCCUUAAGGAGCAGCGGAAAGGCUUGGUGACUCUUGUAUUAUGGAACAACCAAUUAACUCACAACAGCAUGACGUAUUUGGCAGCAGCACUGCCUUUCACGCAGAGUUUGGAAACUCUCAACCUGGGACAUAAUGCAAUUGGAAAUGAAGGAGUCCACAAACUUAAAGAUGGUCUCAUUGCAAAUCGUUCAGUGUUACGUUUGGGUUUGGCUUCUACUAAACUCUCUUGUGAAGGUGCUGUGGCAGUGGCUGAGUUUAUUGCUGAGAGCCCUCGACUUUUGCGACUAGAUCUACGGGAAAAUGAAAUAAAAACGGGAGGACUUAUGGCCCUCUCACUGGCACUAAAGGUUAAUACAUCUUUGCUCAGGCUGGAUCUAGACAGAGAGCCUAAGAAAGAGACUGUAAAAAGUUUCAUUGAGACCCAAAAAGCUCUGUUGUCAGAAAUUCAAAAUGGGUGCAAACGAAACUUCAUCCUUGCAAAGGAGAAGGAGGAGACAGAGCAGAAGAUGCGUCAGUCUGCCUCCAUGCCUGAAAUUACUAUGGCUUUACCCCAGGCUGAAGAAGAAGCAAUGUCUGAGGAGAGCCAACAAGACAUUAGAGAUGAGAACACUAGUAGUAAUGAAGAAUGUGAUAAUGAACAAUCCGCUGCUGAAGAGGAGGAGGAGGAGGAAGAUGAGGAGGAAGAGAAAGAAGUGGAAUGUGCAAGUAAAACACAAGAACAGGAGGAUGAAUCUGAUUCAGAUACAGAUGAAGAGAAUGAAGAAGUGGAAGGAUCUACACAAACCAAUACAGAAGCACAACAUCAGAAAGCAGAGACAGUUUCUGAGCUUUCUGCCAAGAUGUCAGAGCCAGUUGCAGAAGUGAGAGUAGAGUCUGUAGCUCUUGUAGCUAAUGCUGCUCCUUCCUCUAACUUAGAAGAAAAACCAGUGGCAAUUUUGGACACAACAUCUAAUCAGAGCUCCCCUCUACGGAAUAAUGAGAGGCAUAUUUCAGUUUCUAGUCCAGGUCGAGGACAUAAAAUAUUUGUUGUGACCAGAGUAGAGAGUCCUCCUGAACAAAUGGCAGCACCAGCAGGUCUACAGACAAAGCCUCUUUUUAGCCAGUCUUCUGCCACUUUAACUGUAGGGGCUGAGGUGCAUUCGCUCACAAACUCUGCCUCACAUUCAGAGCAAGUACCACCAAAUGCAUUGGUUACACCAAGAAGGUCAAACUGUGAAGAGAAAUGUGAGAUGGCAGAGACCACAUCUUGUACAACAAUGGAGGGUAUGCCCCUUCCCAAUGGACUGAAAACAGAAUUUGCCCUCUUGCUUUCUGACCCAUCUGACAUCCCUAAAACUGCAAGUUGUGGAACUGAACACGAACUGAGCUGCAGCAAGAAUGAUAAGGAGAUAGAAGAGAUGCUGUUAGAGGCUAGUCUUGAGGCAGGAAAAGAAGCCCAAUGACUCUUUCCUGUGGCCUUGGAGCUUGUUGGAUUCAUAAAUGCAGGUAAUCCCUAGGAGAAACUAAAAUGUGCCUGUUUGACAGUAUAAUUUUGGAUUCAUUCAUCCCCUGGAAAACUUGAGAGACAAAAUUGUUCCCUGUCACUUUAACUAAACUGUAAUGAGAUUACAGAUUAUUUUAAGAUCACACUAUGUUGCUGAAUCACUACAUUCCACCAACACAACCCAGAGGAAGAAUUUUGCAGGUCAUUAUCACCAAGAAUGGAAGGCACUGUUCUUAUUAACCAAAGAUCCAGAAACACUGGAAGACCAUUGCAUUGGCGACUGGAGAAAACACUUCAUGGAGUACUAAAGAAAAUGGACUUUCCUCAUUUGCCAUUGCAGCCAUGAACAAGUCUACAGUCAUGAUUAGAGUUCUACUGUCUUGUGCUGAAAUUAAUUUUUGUCUCGCCAAAAUGAAUAUGCAUGUCAUUCUCUCAGAACAAUGUUUAUACUUAGUAGAGUCUCAAAGAGGACAUGAGAAUAUAGAGUACAGUAAGGAAAGACUGACAGUAUUGUUGGUUUUCCUGUAGCCAGGCAGGUUGACGUUAUUAGGGUGUUUCUUUCUUUCUUUCUUUUUUUUUUUGCCACACUUGCUCUGACACUACAACGACAACUUAAACAUCUGCCUAGAGAAUUAUGAGUUGUGUUUAUAUAGAGAAGUAUGGAAAGCCACCCACCCAACAGUGCAUCUUUGUUUUGUUUUUUUCUUUUGUAUGUUUUAUAAAGUUGUCUCACAUGCUUUCUGGUGGUCAUUCUAAUCCCAACUUCGUAAUCUCUUUUCAGUUUGGUGCUUUUUAGAAAUAUUUCAUCUACACACUUCCUAAGUUAAUUUUAUGAAAAACGUUUUCUCUUUUCAGUAUGGGUGACAUCAAGUCUAGGGUUUUUAAAAAUGAAUUUCUGAAGCAGUUCUUUCUGUGCAAAAUGUUACAAACACAAGGUAUAUCACUUAAUGCAGAAGUGACAUUGUGAGGAGAAAUGGGAAAGAGUGAAAGAAAAAGGUACAUGUUUAGUCUAAUUUUGAAAUAUCCUGUAUGCAUCUUGUUCAUUCUCCUAAUAUGUCCUAUGACAAAUGUUUCCACUGCAGCAAGCAAAUAAGGAUGUAAUUAAUCAU
Polypterus senegalus (gray bichir) is the source of this 4894-nucleotide messenger RNA. RefSeq names its product protein phosphatase 1, regulatory subunit 37 (gene ppp1r37). The transcript is spliced from 14 exons. Gene Ontology annotation, molecular function: protein binding. The record is from RefSeq and is a predicted model, not a curated record. Bases 898 to 3744 code for a protein of 948 amino acids. Lineage: Eukaryota; Metazoa; Chordata; Cladistia; Polypteriformes; Polypteridae.